Aegilops tauschii subsp. strangulata is the source of this 2280-nucleotide messenger RNA. Its product is annotated as S-type anion channel SLAH2. Gene Ontology annotation, biological process: transmembrane transport; intracellular monoatomic ion homeostasis. Lineage: Eukaryota; Viridiplantae; Streptophyta; Magnoliopsida; Poales; Poaceae. Gene Ontology annotation, molecular function: voltage-gated monoatomic anion channel activity. The record is from RefSeq and is a predicted model, not a curated record. Gene Ontology annotation, cellular component: membrane.
UUGUCCGUUUUGAAGAGCUUGCAGCUGGCUUCAACGGUGGAGAGAGAGAGAGAGAGAGAGAGAGAGAGAGAGAGAGAGAGAGAGAGAGAGAGAGAGAGAGAGAGAGAGAGGGAGAGAGAGAGAGAGAGAGAGAGAGAGAGAGAGAGAGAGAGAGAGAGAGAGAGGUUGUUGCCAUGGCAACGAGGGAGGUCAGCAUCCAGAUGGCGGGGGUGGACGGCCAGCCGGGGUGCGCUCUGUCCCGGGAGCCGCUUGUCUUCCGUGCCGUGCCGCGGAGAGCCGGCGCUUCUUUGAUGGAGGCUGCAGACGAAGUCGCCGCCGACGACACGAUGACCAAAGACGCGGCCGCGGCGGCUCAGGAUGAGACGCGGUGCUCUGUCUCGUUCAGCGUGCCAGGCUCGCCGUCGGGGCUCCACCUUGCGCAGCUCAGCAUGCCGCCGUUAGUCUGCGCCUGCGAUGCCGACGUGGGCACCGCUCCUGUGCUGCCGAUCGAGUCGAAGGUCCCGUGGGAGCGAGACCGGCGGUUUGGCCACUUCAAGACGUUCUAUGGCGACCUUGAACGGCAGCUCUCCAACCUCCGCGGGGUGCCACAGGACACCGACGUCGAGAAAGGUGAGGCGUCAAAGAUCUCAGAGGAGGACAUCGACGAGGACGAUGAAGUGCCCACCGCCGACCGCUACUUCGCCGCGCUCGAAGGCCCCGAGCUCGAGACCCUCCGUUCGACAGAGGUGGCGGUCCUGCCUAAGGACGAGACAUGGCCGUUCCUGCUUCGGUUUCCAAUUAGCGCCUUUGGGAUGUGCCUUGGCGUGAGCAGCCAGGCGAUGUUGUGGAAGACCCUGCAGUGGGAGCCCUCCACGAAGUUCCUUCACGUGCACCCGGUUGUCAACCACGUCCUCUGGUGGAUCUCCGUCGCACUCAUGGUGGUCGUCUCCAUCACCUACCUCUUGAAGAUCGUCUUCUACUUCGAGGCUGUCCGUCGUGAGUUCAACCAUCCUGUGCGCGUCAACUUCUUCGCGCCAUGGAUCGCUUGCCUCUUCCUUGUCAAGGGCGUGCCGCAUCCGGUGUGGGAGAUCCACCACGCCGUCUGGUGCGUGCUCAUGGCGCCUAUCUUGUGUCUCGACCUCAAAAUCUACGGACAAUGGAUGACUAGCGACGAGCGGCGCCUCUCUAAGGUGGCCAACCCAUCGAACCACCUCGCCGUCGUUGGCAACUUCGUCGGUGCGCUGCUUGGCGCUAGGAUGGGCCUCCGGGAGCUGCCCAUCUUCUUCUUUGCUGUUGGGUUGGCCCACUAUGUGGUGCUCUUUGUCACUCUCUAUCAGCGGCUCCCUACCAACGUGCAGCUCCCCAAGGAGCUCCACCCAGUUUUCUUCCUUUUCGUCGCUGCACCUAGCGUCGCGUCUAUGGCAUGGACAAGGAUCUCUGGUGAGUUCAACGAUGGCGCUAAGCUCCUUUACUUCAUCUCGCUAUUCCUCUACGUGUCGCUGGUGGUGCAGGUCAACCUCUUUCGGGGGUUUAGGUUCUCCCUGGCAUGGUGGGCGUACACAUUCCCAAUGACGAGUGUGGCCUUGGCGACGGUAUUGUAUGCAUCAAAGGUAGACAAUGUGCUGACACGGGCAUUGGCAGUUGGGUUGUCAGGAAUCGCCGUCGUCACAGUCAUCGGUGUGUUAGCCACUACCAUGUACCAUGCCUUCAUGCGGAAGGACCUCUUCCCCAAUGAUGUGUCCAUCGCCAUCACGCGGCGAAGGCCCAAGUUUAGCAAGAUCCUCACACAUCUCCGGUCAUCGAGUUAUGAUGUCAAGGAGCUUGUUCUCUCCAUCCCGAAUUUCAGUUCCUAUUCCAACCAGGCCCCCUACUCUGACUCCGGCUCCAGCUCCAGGAUGAGCAUCAGUGUCGGUGAGUCUCCAAUGGCACACGGGCACGGAAGAGAAGAGUAUUAGACGGAACAAUUCACCAAAGGUGCAUCAACCAGAAUGGAUGGCCUAGUGUGUUGCAACUUUGGAAGUGAGAUUUUCAAAUAAGAGAGAAGAAUUUGCAAAAUCAUUUUUUGUGUGUGACUAUGAUGUGUUGAUGGCGGUACUCUCAGACUAAGCUUUCUUUACAUAAUAGGUUGAAGCCAAGUUUUGGUGUUCUGUGUCUAUUAGUUCCGGCAUCCAUAUAGUUACAUACGAACCGUAUUGUUCUCAAAAAAUCUACAAAUUAUUUCUGGUUGCUUAAUGAAAGCCUCAGAUGUGCUAACAUAAUUAUGUAUUAUUUUAUUUUAAGAAAACUAAUUGCUACCUGGAA